Colletotrichum siamense is the source of this 1971-nucleotide messenger RNA. Its product is annotated as L-2-hydroxyglutarate dehydrogenase. Gene Ontology annotation, molecular function: (S)-2-hydroxyglutarate dehydrogenase activity; (S)-2-hydroxy-acid oxidase activity. Gene Ontology annotation, cellular component: mitochondrion. Bases 1 to 1971 code for a protein of 656 amino acids. The transcript is spliced from 4 exons. The record is from RefSeq and is a predicted model, not a curated record. NCBI's taxonomy places the organism in Eukaryota, Fungi, Ascomycota, Sordariomycetes, Glomerellales, Glomerellaceae.
AUGUCUUCAUCCAACGGCGAUUCUCCAAUGCCACAUUCCGUACCGGCCUCUGCUGGCGCCCCAGCGCGCGGCGAGUCUCCCACUGGCUCCCCGCGUCGCCUGUCUACCUCGUUGCAGGCUGCCGCCACCAUGAACGCGGGUCUUCAACACGAACCAUCCAGACGCUCAUCGAGCGGCUCGCUCUCGCGAAACCGACAAUCUCCUGGCGCCGGCCGCCGACGAUCGACUGUUUUGAUGAAUCUGCAACUGAACGAUCCUUCAGUUCCCGGUCCUGGUGAAAUGGUCGCGGAUAGCCAGCAUACCCAACAUAACAGCGGUGUCAACACUGCCAGCCCUCAGCCUAUGGCAAGCUCGCCUCUCAUGGUAGCCGGCGGUGAUCCCCAUCACAACCGUGCUCCUAGCUUGGGAGAGCUCCAUCAGGAGCUUGAGGCAGAACAAGAAGCCCAAGUCAACCGGCUGCUUCACAUGAUUCGCCAACAGCAACUCCAACUCCAGCAACUCCAAGCCGCUCAAGGACAAGGCUCUUCCGCCAUCGAAGACUCUGCAAUUGCCUCCGAGAGAUCCAAUCAGGGCACUCCUAUCUCUCAGCCAGCCGCUGCCAUACCUCCUCCGGGAGUCGCGCCUCUGCCCUCUUCCGGCUCCUUCUCUCGUUCCCCUGGAGUACCUCACCACCCUCGGAGCUCUUUCGACAUGGCGAGAGCGGAUAUCCAGCGUCGGUCUAGAACCCCGAGUCGCGGCGCCUCCCCCAGAUUGCGAUCAACCUCUAUGAGCGGCGACAGUGGCGAUCAUUUUCUUCUCGGGGGCCGCGACGAGAGCGCAUUCUACCAAGCAGAAACUCAGAUGCUGGUCGUAGGGGGUGGCGCGGUAGGUCUCGCAACAGCUCGCGCACUCGCCCAACGCCCGGGAACAUCCACAGUUGUCCUCGAGCGCCACGGCGCUGUCGGCACAGAAACGUCCUCACGCAACAGCGAAGUUAUCCACGCCGGUCUCUACUAUGGCGCCGGUACCCUCAAGACGGAGCUCUGUAUCCGCGGCAAGGAGCUCCUCUACGCCUUCUGCCGCGAGCGUGGCGUCGCACACGCCAACACCGGCAAGUGGAUCGUCGCGCAAACGCCCGCGCAGCGCGAGGCUCUGCAGCGCGUGCAUGACUUUUGCAGAAACGAGAUCAACGUGCCCAUUCGAUGGGUCGGCGAGGAAGAGGCGCGCCGCCUGGAGCCGGGUGUGCGCGGCGAAGCCGGCAUUCUCGACAGCCCAACGACGGGUAUUGUCGAUUCGCACGGCUUGAUGGUCGGCCUGAUGGGUCUGUUUGAGGAUGCUGGCGGCGAAGUUGUGUUGACCUCGGCCGUGACGGGUGUGACGCCGCUGGGUGAGAAGGGCAGUCAGGGGUGGGAGGUGCGUGUUCGGGACUCGACCACGGGGGAGGAAAGCUUAGUGACGGCCGAAGUGCUGGUGAACGCGGCAGGUCUCGGAUCCGUCGACCUUCACAACAUGAUUGUGCCUCUCGAGAGAAGGCGGGCUUUGUUCUAUGCCAAGGGAAAUUACUUCUCGUACUCCAGCUCGAAGCCAAAGGUCGGCAGGCUAAUCUAUCCGGCGCCCGAGCCGGGUGCCGGUGGUUUGGGCACGCAUUUGACACUGGAUCUCGCUGGGAGGGUGCGCUUUGGACCCGAUGUGGAAUGGGUAGACUCACCCAAUGAACUGGCGGUCAACGUUUCACGGUUGCCCCUGGCCAUUAAAGCCAUCAAGAAGUACCUGCCGGAACUCGACGAAAGUUGUCUCGAGCCAGACUACGCCGGCAUUCGACCCAAGCUAGGACAGUUGGGCGCUGUUGCACAAGGCACAGGUUUCCACGACUUCGUCGUAAGAAAGGAAGAAGGAUAUGAAGGCUGGGUGAACCUGCUCGGCAUAGAAUCUCCCGGCUUAACAAGUUGCUUGGCCAUCGCGGAGCGGGUGGAUAAGAUUCUGUACGAAUAA